This is a messenger RNA of Knipowitschia caucasica, 1533 nucleotides long. The record is from the annotation of a GenBank genome assembly. Lineage: Eukaryota; Metazoa; Chordata; Actinopteri; Gobiiformes; Gobiidae.
AUGGCAGAAGAUCAGGCAUCUCAAUCCUGGUCUAUCGACAAAGAUGACUAUGAACUGAACGAGGUUAUUGGGAGUGGCGCUACAGCAGUGGUCCAGGCAGCCUACUGCAAGCCCCGAAAGGAGAAAGUCGCCAUCAAGCGCAUCAACCUGGAAAAAUGUCAAACAAGCAUGGAUGAACUCCUGAAAGAGAUUCAAGCAAUGAGUCAGUGCCACCACCCAAAUAUUGUGUCAUACUAUACUUCAUUUGUGGUGAAAGAUGAACUAUGGCUUGUGAUGAAGCUGCUCAGUGGUGGGUCUGUUUUGGACAUUAUUAAACAUAUCAUCUCUCGUGGUGAGCACAAGACUGGUGUCUUGGAUGAGGCCAGCAUUGCUAGUAUUCUAAAAGAGGUUCUUGAAGGGCUGGAGUAUCUUCACAAAAAUGGGCAGAUCCAUCGGGAUUUAAAAGCUGGAAAUAUUCUGCUUGGGGAGGAUGGCUCUGUGCAAAUUGCUGAUUUUGGUGUAAGUGCCUUUCUAGCAGCCGGAGGAGAUAUGACGAGGAACAAAGUUCGUAAAACCUUUGUGGGUACACCCUGCUGGAUGGCACCUGAGGUCAUGGAGCAGGUGCGUGGUUAUGACUUUAAAGCUGACAUAUGGAGUUUUGGUAUCACUGCUAUUGAGCUAGCAACCGGAGCUGCACCAUAUCACAAAUACCCACCCAUGAAGGUGCUAAUGCUUACAUUGCAGAAUGAUCCUCCUUGCCUUGAGACUGGAAUCACAGAUAAGGAAAUGGAUCCAGAAAAAAGACCGACAGCUGCAGAGUUAUUAAAGCACAAAUUCUUCACAAAAGCGAAGAACAAUGAGUACUUGCAGGAAAGGCUUCUUUAUAAAGGGCCAACAAUAACAGAGCGAUCAAAGAAGGUGCGUCGUGUACCAGGCUCUAGUGGCCGCCUCCAUAAAACGGAGGAUGGUGGCUGGGAGUGGAGUGAUGAUGAGCUGGACGAGGAGAGUGAGGAGGGCAAAGCUGCAGUCGCUGCUCUGAGGUCUCCCAGAGUGAAGGACGGCUCCCAGAACACGGAGAUUUUCCAGCCGCCAGCAGAUGGCACCACUGGCCUAUUACAGCCCGGUGGUCCAACUCAUGAGAGUCCUAUGAAUGCAGGACAGUCUGGAGAGGACACUCCUCCUCUGGCUCCACAGACUCCUGCAAACACUCAAAGUCCGUUACAUGUUCCCAUUUCUCAGGAUCCAAAUGCAGCAAAUGCAAGUGUUUCAAUCAGCCUUGUGCUCAGACUGAGGAAUCCCAAGAAGGAGCUGAAUGACAUCCGUUUUGAGUUUAUGCCAGGCAGAGACUCGGCUGAUGGGGUUUCCCAGGAGCUGGUUUCUGCUGGACUAGUUGAUGGAAAGGAUGUAGUGAUUGUUGCUGCCAAUUUGCAAAAGAUUGUUGAUGAUCCUCACGGCAACAAAAAUGUGACAUUCAAGUUGGCCUCUGGUGUGGAAGAGUCUGAGAUCCCGGAUGACAUUAAACUCAUUGGAUUCGCACAGCUCAGCAUCAGUUAA